Leishmania mexicana MHOM/GT/2001/U1103 is the source of this 4788-nucleotide messenger RNA. RefSeq lists its product as hypothetical. The coding region runs from base 1 to 4788 and encodes 1595 amino acids. Lineage: Eukaryota; Euglenozoa; Kinetoplastea; Trypanosomatida; Trypanosomatidae. Gene Ontology annotation, biological process: protein dephosphorylation. Gene Ontology annotation, molecular function: protein serine/threonine phosphatase activity. The record is from RefSeq and is a predicted model, not a curated record. The transcript has a single exon.
AUGCCGUUAUUCCGCGUACUCUCGCUGCCACGCGGGCUGAUCUGCGAUGGUGCGCCGCCACGCACCAGACGUGCCGAAGUGUGGCAGCCGGCUGUGGUGGCUAGGGAGAGCAAGGCCAGCAUCGCGAUGGCGCCGGCGUCGUCGGGAAGGGCGCUGCAGGAGACAGACGCCGACGACAAGGACGCGUCACCUCUGAUGCUCCACGGCCUCGUCGCACCGCGACUGUGGCCAGGGGGCACGCGAAUUGGAGGCCGCGGCGUCGAGGACAGCGGCACCUCCGCUGUGUCGGGGGAGUCUACACCGUUGCUUCCCCUGUUUGGGUCUGUCAGUAGCGGCAGCAGCGUGCUCGUCAGCAGGCGGCCACGCACUGAGCCGCCUGGCACGGCGCCAAUCACGCCCACCGACGUAGCGGUGGCAGCCUCCGCAGCGGCGCCCAGUCGGUCUGCGACCAGUGGCACACCGCUGCUUGACUCGUUCCGCAUCGUCCUCUCCCCAUGCCCCAGCAGCAUCGCGCCGUCCUUCUCCCUCGUGCCAUGUCCCACAACGUCGCGGGUGUUGUCGCCGGUGUCGGUCUCAGUGCAAAUUGUGCAGCAGCGAUGGCGUGAUCAGGUCCUGGCUCGCACGAGGGUCGGCGUUGGGAGUGGGAGCGGCACCUCUCCCCUAACAUCCGCCACAGUUGCGCUGGACCCCGUUGGCGGGCGUGCUUCGUGCACUCAGCCCUCGCCGCACCCAGCCCAUGCGGUGGGAUGCUCGCGUUGCGGCAGCGCGGUCGGCGGCGGUGACUGGGGCGCGGCGUCUGUGACACUACCGCACAGCGGGGCACCGUCACCAUCGCGGCGGUUCGGUAGCAGGGGUGGCACAAGCGAGGUUGCCGCGCCGAUGCCCCUCAGCUUCUCCUGCUUGGGUGCCGCGGCGAGCUUGUCGAAGGACGUGUCCGGAGUGAGGCGAGGGCACGUAAGCCCACUACUGUACGAUGCACCAGCGCGCAGCGGCCCCGGCAGUGCCCGCAACUCGCCUGCCUCGGGAAACGCCACCACGCAGAGCCUGUCACGGGGUUCGCCUGCGGCACACGCGUCGUCGCCUCCAUCGCUGCCGCGGCAGGCCGAGUCGCCUCGUUUGCUCCAUCCGGACCACGGUCAGCGUGGCAGCGCCGGCAGCAGCGGCGUGCCACCGUGGCCUCCCACACCCGUGAAGACGGCGCACCACCACGACAGCGGCCUCCACACGUCUCCCACGGAUGCAGCAUCGUACUCCGGUAACGCCCGCCGGCUGCCCGCGCAAUCCUUUGUUUUCUCGGCGUCGACAUCGCAGCGCUGCCUCCAGCCCUCAGCGGUAGCAGACUCGGUCACAUCACCGUCUGCAUGCGCCGAAUGGCAGCCGCGCGCUCGGCUGCACUGCCAAUCAGCACGCUUCGAGCACCUCUGCAUACCGGUCGACGCCGCGCCGAUGAAACGGUCGUCGCCGCUGCAGGUCGACUCUUUCGCAGACUCCGCCGGCCGGCGCGUUGUGGACGAGUCGACCGUGCUAGCGGCCACGUUGCUCGCAAGAACCGAUGGGGAGGGCGUGGUGUCAACGUGCUCGACGCCACCACCAUCUCCGACGGUGGCGCCGCCGCGGCCCUCGCUGUCGCUCAUCUCACAGCGCGUGUCACGGCGCACUUCGUCAGUCAAAGGAGAGGAUGUGUGCCUAUGGAACGCGAUGCCGGCCAGUGCGCGAAGGCUGACUUUGGCAUCGACGAGUCAGCCACUUGGCAGCCCGUUGGCCCGAGCAACAAGGGCGUCGGGGGCGUCUUCGUGGGCCCCGUCGCUCUGCACAUCACCGACAGCAGCGGCAGACGUCCGCGACUUGGGCAGCAAAGGCCGGAUGGAGCCUCCGUGGAGCGGAGGCAGGAAACCCCACUGUUCUGCCGCGCCGCACGCGGCUCCUGCAGACGGAGACGGCCUCGUGCACUUUGGGCUGGAGUCGGAGCUCUGUGGGCUGCAGCGCCUUCGAAACGUGCACCCCUUCUCGUCAAUCGGCUUGAGCAGCGCCGUCUCCGCGUCCACCGGGGUGGUUGUCGGAGGAGGCCAGCAAGCCGCUCCAUCCACACUUUGCGUCGACAGCGAGAGUGGCGGAGCGGGUAGCAACAACUUGGGCAGCCUCAGCGUCAACGUGCCAUCGGCACUGCUACUGGUGCCACCUCCGCCGUUGGUAGCGCUGCCUGCGGACCAGUGCCCCCCCUCAAGAGCCUCUCUGCGCAGCGGGGACUCAGCGCCCCAAGCGGCGGUCACCAGCACUGCGGCCAACAGAGCAAAAGCCUCUGCCCCGUAUACCUCGCCGCUGCAGCGGUUCUCGCCGGUGCUGUGCACUCGUGACCAAAAUACCGUUCUGGCAGCUGCCACGGCCACGAGCGAGGCUCUGGUCGAGGGCAAAGACGUGGUGGCGGCGCUGGAGGGGGGCAAUGCUCGAAAGGGCAUCUCGGCAGGACUUGCCGCGCCUCUCGACAUCACUGCCGCCGCUGCCGAAGGCGCGCCGGCACUGUCGCCCGCGUCGGUGCCGUCAGGGUCACCCGCCACGCAGUUUCGGUGCGCGUUUAGCUCGCUGCGCGGCUGCCGAAGUAGGCAAGAGGACAGCGUCAUGAUGGUGGCGGACCUGCCGGUGCGCGUGCGGAGAAGCACCACCGCAGUGCACCAAGGCACGGAGUGGGCGGAUGCGGACUCGAUGCCAGCCCAGGAGGUGACGGCGACGGCGCGCCACGCCACGAACGUGCGAGACGAGGUCGUGUUCGCCUGCUUUGGCGUCUUUGAUGGCCACUGCGGUGACACUGUUGCGUCGUUGGCCUCGCAAUUCUUUCCGGAGCACUUCGAGCACGCCCUGCAGGCUUACCAGAGGCAGCUGGAGCAGGACCCGCCAAAUGGCAGAGGUGCGUCUCGUGGCACGGACAGCGCCGCACAGCCGCGGACGGACGAUCUUGGUAACUUCAACUUGUGCGCUGUAGGCCCACUGGCGGAGCAGCGGCGUGGCCAUCACGGGACAGCGCCAAUGGAGGCGGUCGAGCUUCAGCGGGCUGUGAGCGCUGCCCUUGUGCAAGCACUGCUACACCUUGACUUGACCUUGUACGAUCUCCUGCACCACGCUACACACGGCCCCUCCGCCCCGCGUCGCGACGCGGGGUCGACCGCAAGCGUGGCAACGUUUUUCAAGCUACCAACGGCAUGUGCGCCGUGCUACAGUGGUGCGAGGGCAGUGGUGGGCACCCGCGCACACGGCACCUCACCGUUGGCAACAGGUGCCCGUGACGCGCCGUCCAACAGUGGUGGUUCUGCCGCCACUCGCACACCAGCGCUGGAUGAGCCAGGGAAGCAAGGGGUGCCUGGCGAGGCGGCCACACCACUGAUGCCGGCCGCGUGCACAGAGGACACGUAUCGGCUCUGCAUCGCGAAUCUGGGCGAUAGCCGUGCCAUUAUCGGCAAUCUGCAGACGGGCGAGCUUCUGCUCAGCACCACGGACCACCGUAUUUCUGCCUACCCGUCCGAGGCGGCUCGAAUCCAGGCCGCCGGUGGCGUCGUGGAGUUUGGACGCGUCGACGGCAGCCUCGACGUGACGCGGGGUCUCGGAGACUACCGGUACAAGGUUGCCCCGGCGCAGUGGUGGUCCUCCGCCGCCCCAGCAUCAGCGGCCGCCGUGUCCGCAAGUGUGUCAUCGGCGUCGCUCGCGGCCUCUGCUGCAGCCACCAACGCCGUCACCACGACGACGCUGACAGCAAUAGGGAGGAGCAGCUCCGCGACCGCCACCGCCACAUCGUCGUCAUCGCCAGUCAAGGUAGUCGCAGGGUCGGUGCCGCCCGCCAGUACGCCGCGGCACAGCGAUGCCUCCGAAGGUGGCUCCGCGGUGCGGGGACUGCGCUGGCAGUCGUGCUCGAGUACACCACCUCGGAGUCCGAUGAGUGACAACAUGAAUAGUGGCGGGGCUUCAACGGCCAGUUUUCCGCGUGCUAGCAAUGCACGGUGCACUGAUGACGGGGCGAAACCGGUGCCUGGAUCCCCAUCACAAGAGCUGCUUCCACUCAGCGCUGCCGAAAGUGGGGCCUAUGCACAUGCGGCACAGGAACGGCGCCCGCAGCAGGUGCCGUCCCCAAGCCCUUCGUCGUCCAUCUCGCCGUCAUCACCCUUCUCCUCGUGGUCUCCGCUGGCGUCGACAUCGGCUGUCAAGCUGACACACAACGCCGUGAGCAACAUCGCCGACGUGUACGAGUGGGAGGUGCGCCGUGGCGAGGUGCUGAUCAUGGCCUCCGACGGCGUCUGGGACCGCAUGACGCCCGAGGACGUGCUCGCCUUUGUGCGCCACGAGCUGACAGCAGCACAGCAGGAGUCCAAAGGGGGUGCGACGAGGAUGAUGCGCGGCGACGGCGCUGCAGCGGGGGCGUCCAAUGGCGCGGGGAUGGAGAUGAGAGAGUCGCCAUUGGUUAGUGGGGCGGAUGCAGAAGCAUCCAACACAACCGAGGUACCACUACUGUGCCUCGGCGAGGCGCUCGAGCGCACUCCGCUGCGGCAACCGUCAUCGUGCAACGAGCGAGAGUGUGCGAGUGCUCGCUUCUCCCCCGCUGCCCCGCUCUGCACGCCAGGCGGCAACGGAGCUGCCGUGUGUGACCAGCACGACGACGAGGCGGCGGAUUCGUUGUCAAGCACGACCCGCAGCGCGCCAUGCUUCUUUGCUGUGCAGGCGGCAGCGCGGCGGUUGACGGAGCACGUCGUGAACAACCUCUCUGGCAGCGACAACACCUCCGUCGUGGUGGUAACAUUUGACUGA